Molecule: messenger RNA, 1374 nt
Organism: Gastrolobium bilobum
Lineage: Eukaryota; Viridiplantae; Streptophyta; Magnoliopsida; Fabales; Fabaceae
Product: NAC domain-containing protein 73-like
Exons: 4
Coding region: 180-1118 (312 amino acids)
Biological process (GO): regulation of DNA-templated transcription
Cellular component (GO): nucleus
Molecular function (GO): DNA-binding transcription factor activity; transcription cis-regulatory region binding
Source: RefSeq, a predicted model, not a curated record
GUUUGGAAAACCAAACACUCAGAGAAUACAGAUAAGGAAAAUUAUUAAGUGGGAGACUGAUAGGCAUGAAUUCGCUCCCUAUCAGCAACAAGAGGGGCUUGAUAUUGUAGGGAGGUGAAGGAAGGUUCUGUACUUCUGUUUUGAGAUAUAUAGGCAUAUAGGUGCAGAAACACAAAGAGAUGACAUGGUGCAAUAUUGACUCAGAUGAGGAGAGGGGCAUUGAACAUAUCACGCCCACUAUUAUUCCCAGAACUAAUAACACUGUUGUUACUGAUGCAAAACCAACCGAAAUUCGAACCAUAACUUGUCCCUCAUGUGGCCAUAACAUUGAAUUCCAAGAUCAGGCUGGAAUCAAUGACUUGCCGGGUUUACCAGCUGGGGUGAAGUUUGAUCCGACUGACCAGGAGAUACUAGAGCAUUUGGAAGCAAAGGUGCUUUCUGAUGUUCCCAAUCUCCAUCCCCUUAUUGAUGAGUUCAUACCAACGCUUGAAGGGGAGAAUGGGAUCUGUUAUACACACCCAGAAAAGCUACCAGGAGUAAGCAAAGAUGGACAGAUCCGCCACUUCUUUCAUAGGCCUUCUAAAGCAUACACAACAGGAACAAGGAAAAGAAGAAAGGUUCACACUGAUGAAGAAGGAAGUGAGACAAGGUGGCACAAAACAGGAAAAACUAGACCAGUUUUUGUUGGUGGGGCCGUGAAGGGUUUCAAAAAGAUACUAGUCCUCUACACCAACUAUGGGAGGCAAAAGAAGCCUGAGAAGACUAAUUGGGUGAUGCAUCAAUACCAUCUUGGCAGUAAUGAAGAAGAGAAAGAUGGAGAAUUAGUGGCUUCAAAAGUCUUCUACCAAACACAACCUCGACAAUGUGGUAAUUCCAUUAUAAAGGAUCCUUAUGAGAAAAGAAUAACUCACCACCGAAGUGUCCAUGAUGAUAGUAUAAUGCCUAAAAAUGCAGCUCUUGGGGAUUACUAUAAUCCUCCUUUCAUAAAUUAUGACCAUGUGGGACAUAAUAGGGAAAGCUCACCUCAACUUAUUCCAAACUUGGUUGUGCAAGGUGAUAGCUCUUCUUUUAUUCGAUUAGCAAUGGAUGCAAACAAAGCCAGGCUUGACAGAAAAUAGCUCUGCCACUUCUUGGUGUAGAGCAAUUGUGACAAUGACUAUAUAUAAGACGUUGAUGGUUUUAUUUAUUACUAUAUAUAACACAGUAUUUAUUCUAUGUAUGGGAUUAGCUAGAAUGAAGGAAACCAAAGUUGAAGAUGACUUCCAUAUUGGGAUAUAUCAUAUAUAUCAAGGACUUAUCCAUAAUUGACCCUGGUUGAAGUUGAGAGGCAUGCAAGGUCUGUUCCGGUACUGUGGUUUUAUAUUAAUUUUUAUG